Solanum stenotomum is the source of this 756-nucleotide messenger RNA. RefSeq lists its product as uncharacterized. Bases 29 to 568 code for a protein of 179 amino acids. Lineage: Eukaryota; Viridiplantae; Streptophyta; Magnoliopsida; Solanales; Solanaceae. The transcript is spliced from 3 exons. The record is from RefSeq and is a predicted model, not a curated record. Gene Ontology annotation, molecular function: metal ion binding.
UUGUCCCUACAAGAAAAUACCAAGGAAAAUGAACUACAAGAAAUUAGGAGGAUGCAGGAAAAUGAGAGGAUUUAUGUGCCAGCCUCAAGUGUCAACUGCAGUGUGUUUGAGUUGUGAUUCAAGGUCAGUUGUCGUGCCUGCGGCGCGACGUAGAAUGUCGAUGGAAGAACAUACAAAAUUAAUCAACAAGUGUACGAGAUUAGGUGAUGUACCUCGUACACUUGGUUCAAUGCCUAUAAGUAAGAGAUCAAGAAAUGUUGUUGCUGCUGCUGGUUCCUCUGUUUUGACAAUUUCUAAGAGAGAUCAAGAAAAUGGUUGCAAAAUUGUUCCUUCAAUACCCUUUACAGAUAACUCCUUCCAGGUUGUUGUGAUGAGAGUGUCACUUCAUUGUCAAGGCUGUGCUGGUAAAGUGAAGAAACAUAUCUCCAAGAUGGAAGGGGUGACAUCUUUCAGCAUAGAGUUGGAUAGCCAAAGAGUAACAGUGAUGGGACACGUGUCACCAGUUGGUGUGUUGGAAAGCAUAUCAAAAGUGAAAAGAGCUGAAUUUUGGCCUCUAAAUAGUUGUUGAAGAAGAGAAAUGGCCAUUACCUAAAAGUGACCACAAAAAAUAUUGUGUUUUUCAUUUACAUGAACAAGAAAGAGUGAGAGAGACUUAUUACAGAAAUAGCCAAAAAGUGUUUUUGGCAUUUGGUUUCUAUUUAGGUAGAAUUCUGUUUUAAAUCCUACGGUUUUAUCAACAUUCAUAAAAAAAUGUCU